Cantharellus anzutake is the source of this 2894-nucleotide messenger RNA. RefSeq lists its product as uncharacterized. The transcript is spliced from 10 exons. The record is from RefSeq and is a predicted model, not a curated record. Gene Ontology annotation, molecular function: protein binding. The annotation marks the transcript as partial. Lineage: Eukaryota; Fungi; Basidiomycota; Agaricomycetes; Cantharellales; Hydnaceae.
UCUUCGCCUCUGCUUCGUAGACAUUGCUGAUCUCUCCCACCAUUCCUGAUAGAUAAUUUUGACGGGAUCGGACACCUCGGCGACGGACGGCUUCAACGCCACGCAACUUAAGGUCUCAGAUAAUUUGCAAGCCUAGCGCGCGCCUAGUCCCAUUUCCAAGUCAUCUUCCACCUCCGAUCUCUUCUAUCUAGAAACAUGAACGUUCCUACAUUGGUUCUUCCGGAGGACGAAGGCUUGGCCCAGACCUCUAUUACGUCCGCUGCAACAACGCCAAACCACCAGGACUCCGGAAAUGUUGUUGCUGGCGCUGGAAAUGCCACCGAAAAUGCCACCAGUUCCGUCGAUAAAGCGGUCGCUAUGUUAUUACCGACUCGGCGUGGCGCCGCCGAAGGAUAUUUCCAUGACACGAUUCCUUCCUUCGCUUCAAGCUCGACUUCGCCAAGCGUUGUGCCGGCAGCGACCGAGCCUCCUGCUUUCCCAGAACCAGCCUCGGUCGACGAUUUUCUCUUCGAACUUGAUGAGGGAAUCGAGCCCUCACUCGAGCCCCCUCUGCCCGAUGCCACAUCUUCUACAACGCUUCGUGACCGACUUAGCGUUCCAUUUUCCUGGUCAACACCCACUUUAUCCGAUGGUUCAUCCACAAUCGCCCCAUCUUUUACAUCUUCUGCAUCGUUCACAUCGUCUUUAAGGAAGAAAGUUGCAAGCAUUGCGUCGGCAGGCGCUUUCUUCGCCGAAUGCUUGGACUCGAAACCAUAUCGAAUCUUUUCUGUCCGAACGUUCUGCGAAAGCUUAUUCAACAGUCGUCGUGCUGCAAAUGCCAGGAUUGUGUCCGUUCAACGAUAUGGCGAUCUUCAAGGGGUGCCGCAUCGAUUCCUCAUCCUGCAUGUGACUCGAGCCGACGGAAGGGAAUUCUAUGUUCGGUUGGAUCGCAGACGGGACCACAAAGUCCCGUUGUGGUUGUUUGGAGUACGGGAUUUGGGAAUGUCACACGCGAUAGAUACGGCUGCUGUUUCUGGCAGACUCGACCACCUUCUUGAUUUCACCAACACCAAGUCCGGCGUAGAGGCUGUCAUGGUCUUCCCUACUCCUGCUCUUUUGAUCGUGGCUGCGCAAAUUCUGUAUGCUAUCGCAGCGGAAGCUCCUGAUUACAAGCUAACCAAAGAAAAUUGUUGGUUUUUCGCCUCCACCGCCCAGGAAAUGUUAGUGCGGAUGUUUGGGGCAAAGUAUGAGAGAGGGUCUCUUAACCAUCCCACAAUCGGUUCUGAGAGACGAGAACGGAUUAAAGUCCUGACGUAUUCGCACAUUACAAAAGACAUAAAUAACAAAUUGGAGACCAUUCUAAGCUUCGCUGAUUCAAUGGACGACUCAAAACUAAGGAAGGCUAUAAAGUCCGUCCUUGAUACUAUAAAACAUCACCUUCCCGCUUAUCAUACUUCCCCACCCGAUGCAUUCCAAAUCUCCACAUCCACUCAAGCACUCCUUGCUGUAUUGCAACGGACAUUACACGAACACCUACAUGGAAUCUAUGGAAUUAAAGGCGCACGGAUCUUCUCGCACGAUUUCACCGAUAAAUUAGUUCAGAUCAUCCCAUCAUUGGAACAACUUCAAGAAGACGCUCCAAUAUCGAGUAUCAUACACCUCUUAGAAUCAUCUUAUGAUUCGCUCAAAAGUGACCUCAAUUCAAUUUCCAAGGCCCGUCCGGGGAACGACGUGGUGCUUUGGGCGUUGGGGUUGCUUGGGCGAUGUGCAGUGCUGGAUCAGUUGCCAAUACUAUGGCGUUUCCAAGCAGAUGCAGAAAUUGCUGAUCUCCAACAUGAGUUUGAGAGGCUGAUGACGACGCAGCUGAAGUUUGUGUGUCAUCGUUGGAUUCCUCUCCUUUGUAAGUUGGACGAGCCCCACGAUGAUGAAAUAAUGAAGGCCCUUUCCGGCGCUGUCCCAGUGCUUCUCCACUGGAUUGCAGCAAUGGGGAUCAUGGGUGAAAUUGACCAAGCGUGCCAAAGCAUGAAAGAACUACAGCGAUGGCUAGUCGGCGUUCAAGCAGUCAAUAGUAUAAAUCAUGUAAUUCGCGACCUGCUCUGUCUAGUCGAGCGAUCCCGGAGUGCAUUAGCGGCCUCGUCCUUAUCUAUACUUGGAAGUAGCCAUCCAUUUAUUCCAUCAGGUAGCGCGUUGGAUGCAACAUUUCCAAAGAAGUGGGCUGUUGAAUGCCGUAUUGUUUCUUGUGGAAUGUAUAGCAACCAACCAUGGUCACCGCAAGCGGGGAUAAUCCACAGUCCAAGUGAACCCCGCUCUGUGGUAUUUUCUCCAGAUGGCUGUCAUCUAGUCUCAGCCUGUAGGGAUGGCAUUGUGCGCAUCUGGGAUGCGGCGACGAGAGCGCUUCUUCGGGAAAUGAAGGGACAUACUCGUGAGGCCAAUUCCGUUGCAUAUUCACCAGAUGGCAUUCAUCUGGCCUCAGCAUCGGAUGAUCGCACUGUGCAGUUCUGGGAUGCGGUAACGGGAGCAUGCCUUCGAGAACUGAAGGGACAUACUGGCGUGGUGAGAUAUGUGACAUUUUCCCCUGAUGGCCUUCGUCUGGCCUCGGCUUCGGACGAUCGCACUGUGCGGGUUUGGGAUACAGCAACAGGGGAGCCCCUCCAGGAAUUGGAGAACCAUGAUAUAUCUGUCUGGUCCGUUUCCUUUUCACCAGAUGGGCGUUAUCUAGCCUCAGAUGAUGGCAACGUGCGUAUCUGGGAUGCAUCAACAGGAGCACUUCUUCAAAUACUGAAGGAACGUGCCUCCACCGUCUAUUUUGUGAAGUUUUCGCCAGAUGGAUGUUAUCUGGCCUCAGCCUUAUCGGAUAAUACCAUACAUGUUUGGAAUGUGGCAACAGGAGUCCCGCUUCAAGAGCUGAAGGAACA